AUGGGUGAUUACUGCAGUGAGCGCUGUCCAGUAAAUUUCUACGGUCCAAGAUGCAGCCUAGAAUGUCCGGCUUGCAGUAAUGGUGGUUCAUGUGAUCCAGUUAAAGGGCAAUGCGACUGCUCGCCCGGCUGGACUGGACCAACUUGUGAUGAGAAAUGUAGUUCGGGGUGGUAUGGAAAAGACUGCGCUCUUGAUUGCAGGAGCUGCACCUUGGAUGAUGGUCAAUGUCAUCAUAUAACAGGUGAAUGUGAGUGUGCACUGCCAUAUGGAGGACCAUCCUGUAGAGAGAUCUGUCAUGAUGGCGGUAAUGUACAAUGUGGCUGGUUCCCAGACUGUUGCCGCAAUGGAGCUACGUGUAACCAAACUGGCAGAGAGAGUAAAUGCAAAUGUCCGCCUGGCUACAUGGGGAAAUUUUGUGAAACACGCUGUACAGGUUUUUGGGGAGAUGGAUGCCAUCAUAGGUGCUUAUGUAAUAAUAAUGCAACGUGUGAUCCAACAACAGGGGAGUGUGAAUGCACUCCUGGUUGGUCUGGCAAAUACUGUCAAGAAAGUUUAAAGCCAGCGAUUGACUCUUUAAAAUGUCCAGUCAAUUGCAGUAAGGAUUAUGGUUGUGACCAAGAUGGACAUUGCAUAUGUCCAUCAAAUAUGACAUGGAAUGAAGACACGUCGUCCUGCCUCCG
Anneissia japonica is the source of this 680-nucleotide messenger RNA. RefSeq names its product multiple epidermal growth factor-like domains protein 11. The transcript has a single exon. The record is from RefSeq and is a predicted model, not a curated record. Gene Ontology annotation, molecular function: scavenger receptor activity. NCBI's taxonomy places the organism in Eukaryota, Metazoa, Echinodermata, Crinoidea, Comatulida, Comatulidae. The annotation marks the transcript as partial.